Penaeus monodon (black tiger shrimp) is the source of this 828-nucleotide messenger RNA. RefSeq lists its product as uncharacterized. NCBI's taxonomy places the organism in Eukaryota, Metazoa, Arthropoda, Malacostraca, Decapoda, Penaeidae. The transcript is spliced from 4 exons. The coding region runs from base 1 to 828 and encodes 275 amino acids. The record is from RefSeq and is a predicted model, not a curated record.
AUGUGUCAAGACAACGCACCGCCUCUGACGCUGGCACUCAUUGUCGAAUGGAUAAACGCGGUGCCACGAACAUUAGCAUACCGCCAUCCACCUGCGCUGCAACCGAUGCAAUGCGACAGCGAAGAAGCCAAGGUUGAAUUCACCACAGGCCUCUCAAAUUUCUCGUCGGCCCCUGGUUUUGCCAAAAGGAGUGGGAGUCAGGGAGUAGGAGUCAGGGAGUGGGAGUCAGGGAGUAGGAGUCAGGGAGUGGGAGUCAGGGAGUGGGAGUCAGGGAGUAGGAGUCAGGGAGUAGGAGUCAGGGAGUGGGAGUCAGGGAGUGGGAGUCAGGGAGUAGGAGUCAGGGAGUGGGAGUCAGGGAGUGGGAGUCAGGGAGUAGGAGUCAGGGAGUGGGAGUCAGGGAGUAGGAGUCAGGGAGUAGGAGUCAGGGAGUGGGAGUCAGGGAGUGGGAGUCAGGGAGUAGGAGUCAGGGAGUGGGAGUCGGGGAGUAGGAGUCAGGGAGUAGGAGUCAGGGAGUGGGAGUCGGGGAGUGGGAGUCAGGGAGUAGGAGUCAGGGAGUGGGAGUCGGGGAGUGGGAGUCAGGGAAAGAGAAGUCAGGGAGUGGGAGUCAGGGAGUGGGAGUCAGGGAGUGGGAGUCAGGGAGUGGGAGUCGGGGAGUGGGAGUCGGGGAGUGGGAGUCAGGGAGUGGGAGUCAGGGAGUGGGAGUCAGGGAGUGGGAGUCAGGGAGUGGGAGUCAGGGAGUGGGAGUCAGGGAGUGGGAGUCAGGGAGUGGGAGUCAGGGAGUGGGAGUCGGGGAGUGGGAGUCAGGAAAGCACCCCACGACAGGAAUGA